UUUUAUUUUAUAUUCUUUAGUUUAAAGUAGUUUUGAGUUUCAGUCUUUAAUUUUGUAUGUGAUAUAAUACCAGAAACACGACAUAAAACAUUUUUAAUCAGAUUUUGAACUAAUAAUACAACGCAAUACAUGCGUUUAAAUCAUUAGCCAUUAUUUUAAUCUUAUCUACAAAGUCUUAUUUCUCUUUUAAAUGUCAACCUUUCCAAAUGCAUUAUGCUUUCAACAUCUUCAUACAAUUAUAAUAUACUGUUUCUCUAUUUGAUUUUUCUCAAUUUAAAAAACAUCCUGAAAAUAAAUAAAAAUGCGAAUAUAAACGUCCCUAACACGUCUUUAUGUUUCACUAUUAUCCUCCUCCUUUCUCUCUUCAAUUAUUCUUUCUCUGAGCUGUAUCCAAAAAAGAAAAAGAAAAAACUCUCUCGAACUCUCGCAAGCUUCUCAAUGGAUCACUACGGUCGUCAACAACCGUAUGGAGACGGAGGGAUGCAGAUCCAGCCUUACCACGGCGGUCCAAGAACCGGCGACUUCAGGAGCUACAGCGCCUCGUACGCGACGGCUACAGAGAACAACAUAUACGAUAUCAAGAAGGAGAAGUCGAUAGAGAGGUCGAAGUCUUGGGGGAUAACGGACCCGGAGCUGCUGAGGAAGAAAAGGGUCGCGAGUUAUAAGAUGUAUAGUGUUGAAGGAAAAGUCAAAGGGUCGUUUAGAAAAAGUUUUAGAUGGCUUAAGCAGAGGUAUACACAGGUCCUCUAUGGCUAGUGAUGAUAUAUAUAUCUAUAUGUGCUGUGUUUUUCAAUGUAACUGUGAUGGAUGAAUGGCUACAAACUAUACAUGAUCAAAUUAGUUUUACAUA
Molecule: messenger RNA, 850 nt
Organism: Brassica napus (rape)
Lineage: Eukaryota; Viridiplantae; Streptophyta; Magnoliopsida; Brassicales; Brassicaceae
Exons: 1
Coding region: 214-756 (180 amino acids)
Source: RefSeq, a predicted model, not a curated record